Messenger RNA from Meyerozyma guilliermondii ATCC 6260, 1806 nucleotides. RefSeq lists its product as uncharacterized. The record is from RefSeq and is a predicted model, not a curated record. Lineage: Eukaryota; Fungi; Ascomycota; Pichiomycetes; Serinales; Debaryomycetaceae. The coding region runs from base 1 to 1806 and encodes 601 amino acids. The transcript has a single exon.
AUGGCAAGCUUUAGACAUAGAAGAAGAGAACACAAAUCUCCCCGUCACCAUGAGAAGAAAUACUACGUGACUAAACCUUCCACCAAGAGAAGAAGAUCCUAUAGAAACUACUAUCAGCAACAACCUUCCAACUUGGUUUACGUUGAAGAACCAGAAAGUGAGUCCGAAACUAGCUACUCAGAAGAGAGCCAAAGUGGAACAGAAUCAGAUGUUGAAAGCAGCAGCUCUGACUCUAGCGACUCCAGCUCUGACUCUGACUCGGAUUCUUCGUCUUCAGACUCCAGCUCUAGUUCCGACUCAGAUUCUGAUGCUCCUAUUAUGUUUUACGAUGACCUUGCAACCUCAUCCUCCAGUUCAAGCGAAUCGCUGUCGGAGAGCGACUCUUCUGACUCGGAAAGCUCUAUCAUCAUACUUGGAAACCAGAGCGAGGCAUCCAGUUCAGAGAGUUCUGAAAGCUCCGACUCUGACUCCACGUCUGAUGAGGAGGUUUAUGAAUUCGACUUGGAUUCCGACAUCGAGGAUCAAAUCAUUGACAUGAAUGACGAGUUGGAAGCUGAUGCUGUGGACAGCCUUGACUAUUCUGACGUUUAUGACUUGAAUGAUGAGCUUGUCAGAUAUUACGAUUCUGACUCUGAGCCUGAGGACAUACUCGACAUAGUCGACUUGAAUGAUCAGUUGCAAGCCAGAGCCAUGAGACAAAUUGCUUUGGGUGAUGACGAUUCUGACGACUCCUCCGUUACUGACUUAGACAUCGAAUAUUCUUCUGAUGAAGGUCAGUUGAACGACCAAUUGCAACUCGAAAAAGUGAGACAAGAUUAUGUCGAUAUGAUCGCUAGUGAUGAUGAGAUAUCCGUAUCACAGUCUGAGUCUGACAUUGAUUACUUAGUCCUCGACUCCGAUAUCGAGAUGGAAUCAGAGGACUCUGAUGAGGAGGCGCUCGCAUUGUCAGACCUUAGCGAUUCCUCCAGUGACGACGAAGAAGGCAUCACACUUUACAGACACCGCUUCGACUUGCCUGAACAUGAUUCAAGCGAGGAAUACUCUACUGACGAUGAAUUGAUUUACGACACUGAAGACGAAUACUUGCUUGCAAAUGAUUCAGACGAUGACAUCGAGGUCAUUGACUUGACGGAAGACUUACAAAACUCGAAGGACUGUGAGUUGGUUGAGCUCGAUGACAAAACUUACAAGUUGAACUUGAGGUUCCCAGCAUUGAUUCGCGAAGAAUUGAAAAUCCAAUUCUUGAAAAACCAAAACGAGUUGGUUGUCAGUGGAAAAUUUGACAUCCACGAUUCUGAUUUGGAAGAUUCGGAUGUAGAAGUCGUUGAAGAGGAUGAAGAAGCUGCCGAAGAAUCUGACUCGUCGGUUUCUUCCAGUGCAUCUCAGGAUAGUGCCGCUAGUGGAUCCUCGUCUUCAUCUUCAUCUUCUUCUUCUUCUUCUUCUUCUUCAUCAUCAUCAUCCUCUUCCUCUUCUUCAUCUUCGAGCUCCUCUGACUCUUCUUCAUCUGAUUCAGAGUCCGAAGCCGAAGCUGAAGCUGAAGAUUCGAGCUCUGACCUCGAGUCCGAAGUUCAAGAGGAUGCUGUUCGUCUCAUCAAGGAUUUCGCCAAUCAAGAAAUCAAUUUUGAGAAGCACUUCCAGUUUGAGAAGAUUAUAAAGUUUGAUGAAAUAAAAGCCAAAUUCAUAGAGGAUGGCGGAUUAGAGUUGAUUAUCCCAAACGAAGGUGAAAAAAUUGACCUGAAUUCUAAUGUGGUAGACAUCGCUAUCGACUCUGAGAGUUCGGCAGAGAAAAGCGACAAUGAAAACUAA